Aedes aegypti (yellow fever mosquito) is the source of this 2130-nucleotide messenger RNA. RefSeq names its product phosphoglucomutase (gene Pgm1). Gene Ontology annotation, biological process: carbohydrate metabolic process. The record is from RefSeq and is a predicted model, not a curated record. Gene Ontology annotation, cellular component: cytosol. The transcript is spliced from 2 exons. The coding region runs from base 176 to 1861 and encodes 561 amino acids. NCBI's taxonomy places the organism in Eukaryota, Metazoa, Arthropoda, Insecta, Diptera, Culicidae. Gene Ontology annotation, molecular function: phosphoglucomutase activity; magnesium ion binding.
CUUCACGCGACAUUCAAAACAGAUAAGUUCUCACGAAGAGGCAGAAAAACAUUACAUUCGUUCGUCAGUCUUCCUCAAAAGCAGCAAGUUUUAUCAGUUCUUGUUCCAAAAUUCUGACUCCAUACAGUGUAACAGAACAGUAGAAAAAGUGAUAAGAGCUUGGACGGACAACAGAAUGGCCAUAACCGUCGCUACCGUUGCCACCACUCCCUUCGAGGGACAGAAACCCGGCACCAGCGGAUUGCGAAAGAAGGUCAAAGUGUUCACCCAGAAAAACUACACAGAAAACUUCGUCCAGUGCAUUCUGGAUGCCAAUGGAAGUGCCCUGGCGGGAUCGACCCUGGUUGUGGGCGGAGAUGGCCGUUACUUCUGCCGGGAGGCUUGUGAGCUGAUCGUUCGGAUGUGCGCCGCUAAUGGAGUGGCCAAGGUUCUGGCAGGGCAGAACGGCAUCCUUUCCACGCCGGCCGUAUCCAGCUUGAUUCGUCGCCAUAAGGCGCUGGGCGGGAUCGUCAUGACCGCUUCCCACAAUCCGGGCGGCCCGGACAAUGAUUUCGGGAUCAAGUUCAACUGCGAGAACGGGGGACCAGCUCCGGACCAGUUCACCAAUAAGAUUUACGCGUUGUCGGGAGAGAUCAAGGAGUACAAGAUCGCAGAAGGGUUGGAGAUUGACGUGUCGAAGAUCGGGGUCAACAGUUACGACCUUGGCGGGAAAUCAUUCGUCGUGGAGGUGAUCGAUUCCGUGGCGGACUAUGUCCGCCUGAUGAAGGAGAUCUUCGAUUUUGACAAGCUGAAGGACUUUGUCGGGGGAAAAUCGCGGAAUGGACAGCCGUUGAAAAUGAGGAUCGAUUCGAUGAACGGUGUAACCGGAAGUUACGUCAACGAGAUAUUCGUCAAUUGUCUGGGAGCUUCGAAGGACGGAGUGGUUCACACGACUCCCCUGCCGGACUUUGGCGGGCUUCAUCCGGAUCCCAAUCUCACUUACGCAAAGGAUCUGGUUGAAGCCGUCCGGAACGGAGAUUACGACAUUGGAGCGGCCUUCGAUGGGGACGGCGAUCGCAACAUGAUUAUUGGCCGCAAUGCGUUCUUUGUGACCCCUAGCGACUCUUUGGCGGUCAUUGCUCACUACCUAGAGUGCAUUCCGUACUUCAAAAAGAAUGGCGUCACUGGCCUGGCCAGAAGUAUGCCAACAGCUUCCGCAGUGGACUUGGUGGCCAAGGCCCUGAACAAGGAACUGUUCGAAGUCCCAACCGGUUGGAAGUAUUUCGGUAACCUGAUGGACGCCGGCCGCCUGUGUCUUUGCGGCGAGGAAAGUUUUGGCACCGGUUCGGAUCACAUUCGCGAGAAGGACGGAAUCUGGGCGGUUCUGGCGUGGUUCUCCGUCAUGGAACACACCGGAAAGAGUGUCGAAGAAAUCUGUGUUGAACACUGGAAGCGCUAUGGACGCAACUACUUCACCCGUUACGAUUACGAAGAGUGUGACCUCGCCCCAUGCAACGAAAUGAUGGCCACUCUCGAGAAAACCAUCACCGAUCCGUCCUUCGUCGGGAAAGAUUUCUCCUCCGGGGGUAAGACCUACAAAGUCAAGCUGGGAGACAACUUCAGCUACAACGACCCCAUCGACAAGUCCGUGUCCACAAAGCAGGGCCUCCGAAUUGUGUUCACCGAUGGAAGCCGCGUCGUGAUGCGUCUCAGCGGAACCGGAAGCUCCGGAGCCACCGUCCGGCUGUACAUCGAUUCCUACGAGAAGGACAACGUGCUCGGACAGGCGGCCGUUAUGUUGAAACCCCUGAUCGAUAUUGCCCUGGAAAUCUCUAAACUGCCGAGCUUCACCGGUCGCAAUGCGCCAACCGUCAUCACGUAAGAUGCAGCGUGGCUCAGAAGCUAUCGUUCGCUGUUAUCAAGCCAUAUGCACGGUUAUCAGCUCUGUUUGUAGAAAUUUAAACCUAGCUAAUAAAGUACCAAAGUGUCAUCACAUCAUAGCUCUUGUUCAGGUUCCUUAUUGCCGGUUCCUAGCGUUAGAGAAGUCAUCGUUUGUGCAUUUUGAUUAAGUUUCGUUGUAUCUGUAUGCGUUUUGUUUCGAAUGUUUAGAAGAGUUCAAAUAAAGUUAAACAAAUUUUAUUAUCUCGAGAA